CAGGGAAGCACGACAGCCUCGGGCCUGUCAGAUCUGCUUUCUCCUCCAGACCUCGCAGCCGCCUCCACCCCCCUCCCAACCUCAUCCCGGCGGCCACUCCCGCCUCCCGGAGUCCACAAACUCCUCCCGGGACCCGAGCACUAAGCACUUGAACUUGGAUCAGGACCUCAGGGGGCAGCCAACAGGGCCUGGCAAUCUCCGUCUCCGGCCACCCGCCCCACGGACCCUGUAGCGGCGACCUCAAGCACAGAGAGGAUGUGGCUCUGGCUGGGGCUCGUCGGGCAGAAGCUGCUGUUCUGGGGCGCGGCGAGUGCCGCGUCGCUGGCGGGCGCCUCGCUCAUCUUGCAACUGCUGCAGAUGGUGGCAAGCUACGCGCGCAAAUGGCAGCAACUGAAGCCCAUCCCGUCCAUCGGCAUCGCCUUGCCGUUGGUGGGACACGCGCUGCACAUGAAGCCGGGCGGGAAAGAAUUUUUCCAGCAGUUAAUUCAGUACACAGAAGAAUGUCGACACUUGCCGCUGCUGAAACUCUGGGUUGGGCCAAUACCAAUGGUGGCCCUUUAUAAUGCAGAAAAUGUGGAGGUAAUUUUAACUAGUUCAAAACAAAUUGACAAAUCCUCCAUGUACAAGUUUCUAGAGCCAUGGCUUGGCCUGGGACUUCUUACAAGUACUGGAUAUAAAUGGCGCUCGAGGAGAAAAAUGUUAACACCUACUUUCCAUUUCACAAUUCUGGAAGAUUUCUUAGAUGUUAUGAAUGAGCAAGCAACUCUAUUGGUUCAUAAACUUGAAAAGCACGUUGACCAAGAAGCUUUCAACUGCUUUUUUUACAUCACUCUUUGUGCCUUAGAUAUAAUCUGUGAAACAGCUAUGGGGAAAAAUAUUGGUGCUCAAAGCAAUGAAGAUUCUGAGUAUGUUCGUGCUGUUUAUAGGAUGAGUGAUGUAAUAUUCCGAAGAAUGAAGAUGCCCUGGCUUUGGCUUGACCUUUGGUACCUUAUGUUUAAAGAAGGGAGAGAACACAAGAGGUGUCUUAAGAUCCUACAUGAGUUUACCGACAGUGUCAUUGCUGAGCGAGCCUGUGCGAUGAAGACAGAUGAAGGAGGCCAAGAUGCUGACAGGAAUCAUUCCUCCUCCAAAGUCAAACGCAAGGCUUUUCUUGACUUGCUUUUGACUGUGACUGAUGAUGAAGGGAACAAGUUAAGUCAUGAGGAUAUUCGAGAAGAAGUUGACACUUUCAUGUUUGAGGGCCAUGAUACGACUGCUGCAGCGAUAAACUGGUCCUUAUACCUAUUGGGUUCUUAUCCAGAAGUUCAGAAAAAAGUGGACAAUGAACUUGAUGAAGUGUUUGGGAAAUCUGAUCGUCCUGCUACCUUAGAAGACUUGAAGAAUCUUAAAUAUCUGGAAUGUGUUAUUAAGGAGACACUGCGCCUGUUUCCUUCUGUUCCUAUGUUUGCCCGUAGCCUUAGUGAAGAUUGUGUAGUGGCGGGAUUCAACGUGACACAAGGCACGCAAGCAGUCAUCGUUCCCUAUGCAUUGCACAGAGAUCCAAAAUACUUCCCCAAUCCUGAGGAAUUCCAGCCAGAGCGGUUCUUUCCUGAGAAUGCACAGGGACGCCAUCCCUACGCAUAUGUGCCCUUCUCUGCUGGACCCAGAAACUGCAUAGGUCAAAAGUUUGCCAUUAUGGAAGAAAAGGCUAUUCUUUCCUGCAUCCUGAGGAAGCUGUGGGUAGAAUCCACCCAGAAAAGAGAAGAACUUGGUCUAGCAGGAGAGUUGAUUCUUCGUCCAACUAAUGGCAUCUGGAUCAAGUUGAAGAAAAGAAAUACAGAUAAAGCUUAACCGAAUCAUUGCACUGCACCUUUACCGUGGAGAGAUCUUUCUAAAACAGAAACUUAGCAUGUACAAUUUUUACAAUGGAAGUUCUGUACUCUGAAUCCUGGUACCUGAGUUUUCUUGUUGCUACUGAUCUUGGGGUCAGGUCCGCCAAAGAGAUAAUUUUCAUAUUUCUAUCACCCUCAUAAAUGUUGCACUUGAUCUUGUUCCCAAGAGUAGAGCUAUCAAAUCAGCGCCCAAAGAAACAUAUAUACAUUCCUCAUCAGAGGGAUUCACAGACUAAUUCCAUAUCAACUAGUAGAUCCAAAGACAGUAUCUAAUUGAAGUUUCAGAAUGUUUAAAAAAAUCAUUGUUCACACACAUAUACUAUACACAUGCAUAUAUGUGUAAUAUAAGUUGAAAUGAUGAGUAAGUAAGUACUUUGACUUAGGGGUUUACAUUAUUUGAAUUAUGUCAGUGACAUAAGUUAUGGUAAGUAUUAUAGUACUUUUCAUAUUUUGCACUUAGAGCAGAUUAUUUGUAAGAGACUUGUAAGUUUAGCAUCAGUUUCCCCUUUGACUGUACCCACAUGGCCUUCAUUUUAUUCUUCAUAGAAUCACAUUUGCCUUGAAAUAUAAUAUGCAUUAUUGGAAGAGA
This is a messenger RNA of Ochotona curzoniae (black-lipped pika), 2460 nucleotides long. RefSeq names its product cytochrome P450 4V2. The record is from RefSeq and is a predicted model, not a curated record. Gene Ontology annotation, molecular function: oxidoreductase activity, acting on paired donors, with incorporation or reduction of molecular oxygen; monooxygenase activity; iron ion binding. NCBI's taxonomy places the organism in Eukaryota, Metazoa, Chordata, Mammalia, Lagomorpha, Ochotonidae. Bases 256 to 1830 code for a protein of 524 amino acids. The transcript has 11 exons.